CGCACUCGGUGACAGCAGAGUAUUGAUAAUCUCUCCAUCGGCUUUAACAUCCAAAAAAAUUGGGUUUGUUGAUCAAAAUAUACAGACAUAAAAAUACUCGAUGCCUGGCAGCUUCAGUGACAGCGGUAGCUGCGAUCAAGCAAGUAUACUUGAUUUCACGGAUGUCGAUCUCUGCAAAGCAAACGGAGCAAAAACGGGCAAUGGCCAAGAAGAAAAACAAGUUCGAUUGCGUCUUAGUUUGGACGAAAUAUGUCAUCGUACUAGUUUCACUCGCAAGGAAGUGCGCCAAUUCUAUCGGACACUGAAACAGGAAUGCCCGCUCGGAGUUAUCACCGAAGAAACGAUGCGAGACGCUUAUCACCGCCUUUUCCCCAACGGAAACGUAGGAUUGUACGUGAAACAUGUUUUCCGAACCUUAGACACGCAAGGCAACGGCAAGAUAACUUUCACGCAACUGCUCGUGUUCUUAUCGACCAUCAGUAAAGGGACCCAUCUUGAUCGUUUGAAAUGGAUAUUCCGGUUGUACGACCUCGACGGUGACGGAGCGAUUCAGUAUUCGGAACUCCUAACUCUAUGCUGUGCAACGCACGACCUUGCUGGAACACCUGAAAAACGAAUUUUUCAUGAAACGAAGAAAUCGGGCAAGGACGAAAUAUUCAUCGAAAGCGAAAAAGAAAGAAAACUACGUCAAGUCAAACUUUGGGUGGACAAAGUCUUCCGACGUUGGGAUUUAAAUCAAGACGGUCAGGUUACGUUGGACGAGUUUCUUGCGAUUCAUUUAAAUGACGACCUUCUAGAAACUUCAUUUCAUUCGUUCGACGACCUGUAAUACAAAAAAAAAAAAAAAAAACGUUUAUACUUCUAUCCUAAAGGACUCUACUUUGAAAAUGACUUAUGAGGACGACGCGUGUGCCAAGAACGUAUUUCUAUAAGGUCCUUCUUUUCCCCAACAUUUGAUUCAUUGGGCCUUUCGUUGGUUUGUCGCACACGUUGAUCUGUAUUGGCAAUGACGUGGCUAUUCCGCAAGACGUGAAAAUCGAAUCUCAAAGAUCCACAGCAACAUUGUUAACAGAGUUUUAGUUUCUUGCUCCAACGAAUUGUUUCAAUAGUCACCCCAGAUUUGUCAUAAUUGUGUGUCUGCAAGCUAUCAUAGAUUCAAUCGCAUCUCUACUGGUAGACUACAUUGAUAACGUUACAAGGCCAAGUCUCACAGUUUUUUUUUUUAUUUCGACAAUAACUGUAUUUUCGUUUAACCAAUCUAUUUAUAAUAUUCACGUGUGUGAAGCAGCCUCACUGGACUGGUUGAACCAGUUACUUCCAAGA
Daphnia carinata is the source of this 1323-nucleotide messenger RNA. Its product is annotated as neurocalcin-like. Bases 101 to 829 code for a protein of 242 amino acids. The transcript has 10 exons. Lineage: Eukaryota; Metazoa; Arthropoda; Branchiopoda; Diplostraca; Daphniidae. Gene Ontology annotation, molecular function: calcium ion binding. The record is from RefSeq and is a predicted model, not a curated record.